This is a messenger RNA of Argentina anserina (silverweed cinquefoil), 736 nucleotides long. RefSeq names its product 40S ribosomal protein S11-like. Gene Ontology annotation, molecular function: structural constituent of ribosome. The record is from RefSeq and is a predicted model, not a curated record. The coding region runs from base 82 to 564 and encodes 160 amino acids. Gene Ontology annotation, cellular component: cytosolic small ribosomal subunit; ribosome. The transcript has 6 exons. Lineage: Eukaryota; Viridiplantae; Streptophyta; Magnoliopsida; Rosales; Rosaceae. Gene Ontology annotation, biological process: translation.
UUUUCCGCUGUUCCUUCCUCGCGCGCCGUCGGUUUCAUCAUCCAGUAGUCUCCACGCACAGAGAAACCAACAAGCUCAAUCAUGGCGGAACAGACGGAGAAGGCCUUCCUCAAACAGCCGAAGGUUUUCCUCAGCUCAAAGAAGACUGGCAAGGGAAAGAGGCCUGGUAAGGGAGGGAAUCGAUUCUGGAAGAGCGUUGGGCUCGGCUUCAAGACUCCCCGAGAUGCCAUUGAAGGAACUUACAUUGACAAGAAGUGCCCGUUCACUGGAAAUGUCUCCAUCAGGGGUCGUAUUCUGGCUGGUACCUGCCAUAGUGCAAAGAUGUCGAGGACAAUCAUUGUUCGGCGCAAUUACCUCCACUACAUAAAGAAGUACCAAAGGUAUGAGAAGAGGCACUCAAACAUCCCAGCCCAUGUUUCACCAUGCUUCCGUGUCAAGGAGGGAGACCAUGUCAUCAUCGGCCAGUGCAGGCCAUUGUCAAAGACUGUAAGGUUUAAUGUUUUGAAGGUCAUUCCAGCCGGGUCUUCUUCUGCCUUUGGGAAGAAGGCAUUCACCGGAGCAUAAGAUAGCAAUGCAGGCAUUAUCCUAGAGUUAUUUAUGCAACUACAUUAGAUUGAGUUUCUUUUGGAACAUCUGGUUUUUGCCAAGUUGAUUUGCACCGUUAUGUAAUCUGAAUGUUAAGGUUUUCUUUGGAACCAUAAUUUUGAAUCCCAAAAUACUGUGUUUACCUGGUUAA